AUGGCUGCUUUGCUGCCUCAAGCAAUUCAUACAGCCACUUCCUCACCCUGGCCUUCACGAAAACCAUCAUUAUCCAUGUCGCCACGAAAAGAAAUGUGCCGCGUCUCCGUGACGGAGACGAACUCGCCUGAAAGGCUUCCUCAUACGAUCUCGGAAAAUGUGCAUGGUCUUCCUUACACUUCGAUUGAGUGGUCGAAGGCGAUUUCCGAUGUCAAGAGAGAGUAUCUCAACCGCCGCUAUCGUUCUUGUGCGACUCGAUGCAGCGAAAUCCUGGAUAAUCUCAAGGAUUCCGUCAGUGAUCCUUCAUUUGCCUUUACGAAAACAAACCCUAAUGUCACGCAGAGCAUCGUCGAGCCAGCAUAUCUCAUAUAUCUUCAUUUCUACGCCGCCAACUCACAAGAAAUGCUUGCUCUUGAACUUCCUCGAGCCACUCCGGCACGAAAUACUUUACUUAACCAAGCUCGCGACCACUAUCAACGCGCGUCGUCACUUAUCAACGCCGCAGAUUCAACUGUUGGUCCUGCGUUGCUACGAAGACCAUCGGGCACUACCACAACGCUCCCAAGCCUUCACUCUGCUGAUAGUUCGGUGAGCUCAUAUACAUCGUCCACGUGGUCAUCAUCUCAUAGCCUGUCUCCUGCAUCGUCUAUCUCAUCGAUUCAGAGCAUGCCGGUUUCCAAGCGGAAGAAGAAGCGUGUAACAUUCAGCGACGUGCCCAUGGAGCUUCUCGAGCGACCAGACUCGCCCACACUUGGCCUCGGCAGCUUUUUAGGGCCCGCUCGCUCGACAUCUCCAGAAUAUUCCGGGAGCGAAUCGUCUCCUAUAAUGGCGCCUCUCAGGUCUGCAACACAGAUUCCUCGGUCCAUUCUCACCCCACGAUCUGUCCAGAGUGAGGUGGCAUCAUAUCCAGACCCAGAGCUUGACCCUUUUCGUCAUGCUCGCUCAGUACAUCGCUAUAGCGCUCUCCUCACUAGUCUGCAGCGCCAGGUCUUCCGGCACUUGAACUUUAUUGAAUCAGAGCUAGAACAGCCGCAACCUAUUGUGCUAGACGGAGAGUCACCACAUUCGGCUACUGUUAUGUCACCAGGAUCCGCGGUGUCAUCAAAACCAAAAGCCGAUAAGACUCGAUCGCCAGAGCUCCAGGCAAGAAUAGAGCGAUUGCGUGCACAAGGUUGGGAGCGCAAGCGUUUUGACGCUCGUCGAUACGCUGAACUGCGCGAGAGUGCUUCGGCAGAUAUGGCUGGCUAA
Messenger RNA from Fusarium sp. VM40, 1248 nucleotides. Lineage: Eukaryota; Fungi; Ascomycota; Sordariomycetes; Hypocreales; Nectriaceae. The record is from the annotation of a GenBank genome assembly.